CGCCACAUAUCGUCCGCAUCGCGCACUGAUUUCUCUGCGAUCAGAUCACUUCGAGCACAUCACGUACCAUCACCACCAUCGGUUCCCACACCGAAAUGGCUCUCGUCCUCGCCCCGGCGACUUCUAGUCCUAUCCGUGCUAUGCCCACCGGUCCUCAUGGAGGUGGCAGUGCGCCCACAUACCAUGGCUACAUUGGGUCCACCCAAGACUGCUUGCUUCUGUUCGAAGCGUGUCGCGUCGGCAUGCUGCGUCGCGUCCAGCGUCGAUUGUCGGUUCAAGAACGCGAACGAUCCAUUAAGAGCGGCUCUGUUUUCGUUUGGGAGGAGGAUGAGAGCGGCAUUAAAAGGUGGACAGACAGUAAAAGCUGGAGUCCCUCGCGCAUCAAGGGCAGCUUCCUCGUUUAUCGCGAGGUUGACGAAGUCACCGCCCGGCGACGAGCGUCUUCGGCCGAAUCGGACGAUGAACCGGAGAGCAAGCAGCGAUCCAAGCACCCUCCUUCGACAGCUGUAGUUCAAAGCCAGCCCCGCCGUAAAUCGUCCAGCUCUCGGGCUGCACAACAAGGAGACCCAUCUCCGAACUCGCCUGACUUAAGUCCUCUCCUUACCAAAAAAUGCAUUUCGGUUCGAACCAAGGAGGGCGGCAAACUCCAUGCCGUAUGCUACUAUACCAAAUCGGACGUUACCUCGGGUAGACUGCAGACACCGCGUGAGGAUCCCCACUUGGCGAAUCUGGCCAUCCGUGCGGGGCUUUACCCGGAAAUCUUGCCUGAGAUUUCCUUGCUGCCUGUCACGGCUGCUGCUGCUGCUGCUGCCGCCAAUGCCGCUGGUGCCAUGGUGAGGGUCACUCAUCAGGGCUUUCCACCUGGCGCCGCGCUGGAUGCCACCGGCCCUCACGGUCCCAACGGUGACGAGAUCUACGGUUUCGGCGGCCACCUCCAACUCGAUGACUACAGCGUCGGCUCCAAUGCUGCUGUCGCCGCCGCAAUGGGCGUUAGCGAUCGCCGCAUAUCCACCGACUUGUCUCAGCUCCCCCCCUCUCGCAGCGGUCGCAAGAAGUUAUCGUCCGGCUCACGUGGCAGCAGCUCCAACGACCUCUACGCCGGCGGGCCGAUCAUCCACUCCAACACGCGAGGCCAGUACCGCAACCACCCUUACGCGAGCGCCGGUUCGCCUCGCAUUCCCGCCGGUUACGCUCAUCACCCGCAAACCAUCCAUCACCCGCAAGACCUCACGACCCCCUCGUCGCCGCAAUACAGCACCGUCGACUUCACCGACACACCGUACUACCGCGACAUGUACAACCAGCACCACCAGCAACAGCAGCACCUUUCCAACCCGUUGCACAUGGCACAUGAGCAUGAGCAUGAGCAGCAGACGCGAUCGCCUGAGUUGCACGAGCAUGAACUGUCUCCUCACCUCACCGAACAGGCUUUGAGCCAAGCACCAGCGCAUGAGAGCGAAGCGGAGCAGGAGUCGAACGGUUCGCCUGACCCAAGGUUGCCGCCCUUGAGGCGCGCGGUCUCCAGAGAGGAAGAGGAUGGGAGGUGGGGCAGCGUUUGAGCUGCAAUUCUACGGGGAUGAUCCCUGGAACCAGCAAUGGUCAUCAUUCGUGCUUCUGGUGCUUGAUUUGUAUCUUGGAAAAGGGAGUGGAAUUUUUUGGAGGCGUUGAACUCUUUUGGAUUUUGAGGAGA
This is a messenger RNA of Fimicolochytrium jonesii, 1690 nucleotides long. RefSeq names its product Gti1/Pac2 family-domain-containing protein. The record is from RefSeq and is a predicted model, not a curated record. Lineage: Eukaryota; Fungi; Chytridiomycota; Chytridiomycetes; Spizellomycetales; Powellomycetaceae. The coding region runs from base 96 to 1559 and encodes 487 amino acids. Gene Ontology annotation, molecular function: DNA binding. The transcript has 2 exons.